CGGGGGGUGGUACGGCCAGACAACACCUGCCGGAGCGUGGGAGAGCGGCCGACCCGUCACCGGAGGAGAGACCUGUUCGCUGAUUGCGUUCAGAGCUCCGCCACACAGGUCCCCGCUCAGUUCACGGGUAACUAGCAAAAGUUAAACUUAAUACCAGCGAGAAUUCGAAAUUUCACAAUGGCGAAUCGGGAAUUGCAGCUCAAUUCUGGAAUGCGGUGCGCCAAAUAUAUGCUCAUUAUUGUGAGCUUUAUGUUUGCGCUGACCGCCAUUCUACUCAUCAUGGUGGGAACUACGAUUCAGACGAUCUUUGGAGACUUUAGCCUCUUCAUCGAUGGACACUUUUCGUCGCCCCCGGCCCUGCUCAUUGCCAUUGGCUUCAUUCUUAUUGCUGUGGCCACUCUGGGCGCCUAUGGAGCCGUUAAGGAGAGUGUGAUGGUGAUCAACCUGUAUGGUGUUUGCCUGUUCCUGGUCUUCAUCCUGGAGGUGUCCGCAGCUAUUGCCGCCUUCGUGAUGCAGUCCCAGGUGAAGGGAAUGCUGAUCCGCACCAUGUACCAAGCCAUGUCCGAAUACAACAACGAUCCUUAUGUGAAAGCUGGUGUGGAUUUAAUGCAGUCUGAACUUAAGUGCUGCGGCGUUUACCAGCCCGAAGACUGGAAGGACUACUAUCCACCAAACAAGAACCUCACCCUGCCUGCCGACGACGUAGUUGUCCCCAACUCCUGCUGCGGCGAGGCGCCCAAAUAUGAGAUCGACGCCACUGAGGCUAUCUGUCUGCAGCCCUCCAUCUCUGGCUGCUUCAACAAGAUGGACUUCAUUAUAUCACAGAGCUCCAUGCUGAUUGCCACGGGAGCCACCACAGUGGCCUUCGUCCAGCUUCUGGGCGUUCUUUGUGCCUUCAUGCUGGCCAAGACUCUCCGCCGCAACAAGUCCAUCCGAGAGGCCCGUCGCUGGCAACUGCAGCAGAGUCUCGGCGUGCUCAUCUCCGGUGGAAAGAUGGCCCCGCCCCAGAACUCGGCAGUCACCGGAUACCAGCAGUUGGGCAACGGCGAACAGGGCAGCCAGGAGCCCUACACCUACACACCCCAGAGUCCCAGCGUGAACUAGACCCUCUGCGGCAUAUUUAUUCAUACCAGUAUAUACAUAAAUCUAAAGCACAUCCAAAGAGAUCAGUUUGUAAUUUAAAAAUUUUAAUUUGUUAACGAAACGAAAAAAUAAUAAAGCUUCGGUCCUAGGACUGUUUGCGCAA
Drosophila ananassae is the source of this 1246-nucleotide messenger RNA. Its product is annotated as tetraspanin-6. Bases 178 to 1104 code for a protein of 308 amino acids. The transcript is spliced from 5 exons. Lineage: Eukaryota; Metazoa; Arthropoda; Insecta; Diptera; Drosophilidae. Gene Ontology annotation, cellular component: membrane. The record is from RefSeq and is a predicted model, not a curated record. Gene Ontology annotation, molecular function: protein binding.